AUGCCGAUCAAGGUGUUCAUGAGGGACGCGCCUCAGCGCGCCAUCGCCCUCAGCACAGAGACGCACGUCUUGAUCUUCCGGCAUAGUCCGUCUACAUUCAGCUCGAAGACGAACGCGUCCACACAGUCCUUCGCAGACGGCUCGCCUCCGAAAUGCAUCGUCGAAUUCUCGCCAUGGGACGCCGAGGGCCUGGAUAUGAGCGACUACCGCACCCUGCCAUCGCUGGACACGAAAGGCACCCUUGGUCUCAUCACAAUCAACGGCGACAUCUUCCUCGCCGUUGUGGCGGACAGCAAGAAGGCGGCAACGGUGCGGCCUGGAGAGACCGUCCAGCAGAUCCGCAACGUCGAGUUCCAUUGUCUGAGCAGUGGCGACUACGAUCACCUGCUUAAUAGCCAGGUGAAUCCAUUCCCGGGCGACGGCAUGGACACCGACGGCUUCGAGCCUCCCAUCAACAGAGACACGGCCUUUGAGCAUCCCUGCCUUGCUCUUAAGAAGCUGCUGAGCGGUGGUAGCUUCUACUACAGCACCGACUUCGAUCUCACUAAGAGGCUACAAGACAGACCGACAGAUUCUACGACUGUCGCGCUUGAUAGCUUAGAUGCUGGGUUUCUCUGGAACACACACAUGAUCCAGCCCCUGGUUGAGUUCCGGUCACGGCUGGCGGAUCGCGAGAAAGCCGCUCUGGAUCAGUCUGGCAUCCUCACUUCUGCUAUGCGCGGAUUUGCAGCGACAGUCAACGUCCCGGCUUCUUCCUCUCCGCUCAGGUAUAAUGACAUCGGUAUGCCAUCGACUAUGACUCUCAUCUCUCGCUUGUCAUGUCGGAGAGCCGGCACUCGGUUCAAUGCGCGAGGAAUAGAUGACGACGGCAAUGUGGCGAACUUCGUAGAGACAGAAACGAUCUUCUGCACCGACCAGCUCUGCUUCUCGUAUGUGCAGUGCAGAGGAAGCGUGCCACUGUUCUGGGAGCAACAGUCCGGCCUUCCAACACAGCAGAAGAUCCAGAUUACACGAUCACCAGAAGCAACCAAGCCAGCUUUCGACAAGCACUUCGAAGGGCUGGUAAAAGCAUACGGCGACGUCUACAUCCUGAACCUGCUAAGCGACGAGAAGCCCCAAGAAGCACAGCUCAUCCGUUUCUACGAGUCGCAAGUCCAGGCAAGCGCGCUAAAUGAGCAUCAAGGGAGGAAUGCUGAGACUGAGGAGCACAAGCAUCUCCAGUCGCUCACAUAUGACUUCCACUCCGAGACACGAGGGAACUAUGAUGCUGCAAGAGGCAUUCGGAGAUACAUACUUGAGUCAGCUAUGGCGUUUGAGUACUUCUUGACGGAAGACACGGUGGAGAAGGUGGGCAAGGGGGAACGAAAGCACUCUGUCUACGGUCAGAACGAGGUAUUGACGCAAAAUGGAAUCUUCCGCACGAACUGCCUCGACUGUCUCGAUCGCACGAACGUGGUCCAAACGAAUCUCUCCGAGAUGAUGCUCGAGAUUUUCCUUAAGCAGCAGGGUGAAGAUCGGCCAACAUCAGACUUCUGGGCGAGACACGGCAUGCUCUGGGCGGACAAUGGCGACACGCUAGCAAAGAUAUACACGGGCACGGGCGCGCUCAAGUCAUCAUAUACAAGAGCCGGCAAAACAUCCUUCGCCGGCCUCUUCGCAGACGCCCGCAAGUCGGUGCAAAGACUAUACAUCAACAACUUCGAGGACAAAGGACGUCAGAAUACCAUCGACAUGCUCCUCGGACGUCUCGUCGGGCAACAGCCCGUCACACUUUUCGACCCGAUCAACGACUGGGUCACGGCAGAGGUCGGCCGAAGGGCUCCGGAGUAUACUUCCGCUGAGCAGAUAAACAUUUGGAUCGGCACGUUCAAUCUUAAUGGUAAGACUGAAGGUGUUGGAGAAGAUCUCUCGCCAUGGCUGUGUCCGGAUAUCGAACAGGAGCUGAGGCUGCCGGAGAUUUACGCGGUGGCGUUUCAGGAGAUUGUGCAGUUGGAUGUGCAGCAGAUCAUGGCUACAGAUCCGCAUCGGAGGCAGGUUUGGGAGGAUGCGGUCAGGAAGACGUUGAAUAGAAAUGCGAAGAGGUUUGGAGGAGAGGAUUAUGUGCUGUUGAGAGGAGGACAGCUUGUCGGUGCUUCGCUGUCUGUGUUCGUCAAAGCCAGCGUUCUGCCGCUCAUCAAGAAUGUGGAGGGCUCUGUGAAGAAGACCGGCAUGAGCGGCAUGGCUGGCAACAAGGGUGCUGUGGCCAUCCGAUUCGAGUACGCAGACACAUCGAUCUGCCUCGUAACGGCUCACCUGGCCGCUGGCUUCCAGAACUACGACGAGCGGAACCAAGACUACCGCACCAUCAGCGAAGGGCUACGUUUCCAGCGGGAUAGAUCUAUCUCAGAUCACAAGACCAUCAUCUGGUUCGGCGACUUCAACUACCGCAUCGGCAUGGGCAAUGAGCGAGCCAGACAUCUCGUUGAGAAGCGUGAUCUGGGCACACUCUACGAGAACGACCAGCUGAACCUGCAGAUGGUGCACGGCUUGACCUUCCCUCACUACUCAGAGAAGACACCAAGUUUCCUGCCCACCUACAAGUUCAAUCUCGGAACAGACGACUACGACACCUCAGAAAAAGCCCGUAUCCCGGCAUGGACCGACCGCAUCCUCACCCGCGGCGAUAACCUUCGCCAGCUCUACUACGACUCCGCGCCCCUCCGCUUCUCAGAUCACCGCCCGGUCUGGGGUCUCUUCAAAUGCACAAUCAACGUCAUCGACCAGGCGAAGAAAGACCAAAUCUCAGGCGAGCUCUACCUCAAGCGCCGCGAAAUGAUCGGAGACCACGUCGCCAACCAGAGAACAGAGGAUAGUGACCUCGAAUCUCUCGUCGGCUACGACUCCAUUGCGCCUGGCUUACCGCCUGCGAGCUCCGAUAAGCGGAAAUGGUGGCUUGACAACGGCAUGCCUGCUCGGUCAAACAUCCAACCUCCGAAGAACCAGCAAGUGCCCAACCCAGCACGCCCUCCGAACCCCUGGACACCAACUUCAGAACCCGAUUGGGUCGAAGUGGACAAACCACCUCCCAUCCCCUCUCGUACACCCUCAGUCUACAGCACCGCUUCCCGCACCGACACCAUCCGAAGCGAGAUCCCAUCUCGCAAAGCCGCGCCACCACCCGAGCCCCUCCCUCCCCGUCCCGCUACCUUCCACACAGACGGCCCCUCCGACUCCGACAACCGCGUGCACCUAAAGCACACCCUCCGCAAACCCGCUCCCCCGCCCAAGCCUGCGAAGCCGAGUCUUCUCCGCGGCGAGAGCACGCAGAGUACGGCGAGCUCGAGGGCUGCGGUGGCGCCGCCGGUGCCUGCGCCGCGGAGAGGCGGUGCGCCGGCUGAGAGAGGGGGCGGGAACGGUGGUGGGAAUCCGCCGUUGCCGCCUAGACGGGCGACGGGGCUGAUGGAUGAGGCUGGGGGUGAGGAGUUGAAGGGGUGGGAGGCGCUGAAGCCUUCGUAG
This is a messenger RNA of Saxophila tyrrhenica, 3495 nucleotides long. RefSeq names its product Inositol-1,4,5-trisphosphate 5-phosphatase 1 (gene syj1). Gene Ontology annotation, cellular component: membrane; cytoplasm. Bases 1 to 3495 code for a protein of 1164 amino acids. Gene Ontology annotation, biological process: phosphatidylinositol dephosphorylation. The transcript has a single exon. Gene Ontology annotation, molecular function: phosphatidylinositol-3,5-bisphosphate 5-phosphatase activity; phosphatidylinositol-4,5-bisphosphate 5-phosphatase activity. The record is from RefSeq and is a predicted model, not a curated record. Lineage: Eukaryota; Fungi; Ascomycota; Dothideomycetes; Mycosphaerellales; Extremaceae.